AUGCAGGGCUUCAACAUGGGACGUUACGUCCCCCCAGACGUCGAAGGCACAAUAUCCGGCAACGCCCUCAACAAAAAACACCCCCUCGGAUCCCGCGCCUCAAAACCCGGCGCCCUAACCGUCCGCUUCGAGCUCCCAUACGCCGUCUGGUGCAGCACCUGUCCGAAAUCCACAAUCAUCGGACAAGGCGUGCGCUUCAACGCCGAGAAGCGUCGCGUGGGAAGUUAUUUCUCAACGCCGAUAUGGAGUUUCAAAUUCAAGCACGUUGAGUGCGGUGGCGAGAUUGAAAUUCGCACGGAUCCGAAGAAUACGGCGUAUGUGGUCGUCGCGGGCGGUACGAAGAGGGAUACCGGCGAGGAUGUACAGCGCGAGGGCGAUGCGGUUAUAAUGACGGACCAAGAGAGGGAGGCGCUUAGGAAGAAUGCCUUCGCGAGUCUCGAGAAGACGAUAGCAGAUCGGGAACAGCUCAAGAAUGCGACGUUACGGAUAGACGAACUUACAGAAUCAUCGGCGAAAUACUGGGACGAUCCGUAUACGCAGAAUCAGAAAUUACGGAAUGCUUUUAGAGCAGGGCGCAAAGAGCGCGAGCGCGAUGCAGCGGCCACAGGCGCAUUGCAAGAUCGCAUGAGUCUUGGCCUAGAUAUUCUUCCUGGCACGGAAGAAGAUGCUCGGCGCGCAGCGCUAGUUGACUUUGGAUCUGUGGACGAUGGACGAGAUCGCGCAUUGUCGAAGCCAUUGUUCAAGACUGGAGAGAGUAAGAAGGAUUCGAAGAGUGGGAGUAAACUCAAAGCCGAUAAGGAGAUCUCGAAGCGCAAAGAAAUAUUUGUUUCGGAACUUAUGGGUAAUACUCGCGCUGCUAAGGAUCCCUUUUUGAAUGAUGCGCGGAGCGAGAAAGGACCUGCUAGAUUACCUGGUGUGAAGCGUAAGAGGCCAGUACAGGAAGCAGAGUCGCAUAAUUUAGAACCACCAUCGAAAGCGCAGGCGCCGGCUACGGAGACAGCUGCGUCAGGAUUGGUUGACUACGAUUCAGAUUAA
This is a messenger RNA of Fusarium coffeatum, 1035 nucleotides long. RefSeq lists its product as uncharacterized. Gene Ontology annotation, cellular component: post-mRNA release spliceosomal complex; U2-type spliceosomal complex. Lineage: Eukaryota; Fungi; Ascomycota; Sordariomycetes; Hypocreales; Nectriaceae. Gene Ontology annotation, biological process: mRNA splicing, via spliceosome. The record is from RefSeq and is a predicted model, not a curated record. The coding region runs from base 1 to 1035 and encodes 344 amino acids. The transcript has a single exon.